Penicillium canescens is the source of this 1566-nucleotide messenger RNA. Its product is annotated as putative acid phosphatase. The record is from RefSeq and is a predicted model, not a curated record. The coding region runs from base 1 to 1566 and encodes 521 amino acids. Gene Ontology annotation, molecular function: phosphatase activity. NCBI's taxonomy places the organism in Eukaryota, Fungi, Ascomycota, Eurotiomycetes, Eurotiales, Aspergillaceae. Gene Ontology annotation, biological process: dephosphorylation. The transcript is spliced from 7 exons.
AUGACCACUCUCAUCCCCCGUGAGCCAUACUCUCAGGAUGAGCUCGCUCGUCUCUAUCCUGAGAGCUUGAAGCUCCAGCUGGUCCAAGUUUUCCUUCGUCAUGGCGAACGCACGCCUGUUUCCUCACGAUUCUCAAAUACAGGCCUGAGUCCAUACUGGCCAUACUGUGGUGUCGCAAGACGCAUGGUGCAGAUGGCAUCUAGCAGUAAAGACCUCUCAGCAUGGAACGGAUUCCAAUGGCGCCGGAAAAUGGAAGCAUUCGGCAGCAAUGACGAGUCGGUAGUAGCACCAGGACCGGGCGGUGAAAUCGAGGCCAUGUGCCUGCACGGCGAGCUCACAGACAAGGGUCGCGAGACCACAUAUGCGCUCGGACAACGACUGCGCCAUCUUUACGUGGAUCAGCUCGGGUUCAUGCCUAAGAUCAAGUCCGAUGCCGAGGACAUGUACCUGCGCGCUACGCCGAUCCCCCGCGCGCUGGAGUCGCUCCAGGAGGCUUUCUGGGGAAUGUACCCUGCCAGCGCGCGCACGCUUGACUUCUCGCCACCGGUUAUUGUCGCUCGACAGGUUUCUGAGGAGACUCUUUUCCCCAAUGAAGGGAAUUGUAAACGGUUCCGACAGCUGGCUCGGCUGUUUGCCGAUCGCGCCGCGGAACGAUGGAAUGACUCUGAACAAAUGGCAUAUCUGAACGGCAUUUGGUCUAAGUACAUGCCCGAGGCUUCGCCUAGGGUUGCUGUUGAUGCUCACCCUCGUCUUUCUGGCAUUAUGGACACCAUCAAUGCUACUGACGCCCAUGGACCAAGCACUAAGCUUCCAUCUGAGUUCUAUGACAAGAAGGGUCGUGCUGUUUUAGACCGCAUCUCGGUCGAAGAGUGGUUUGCUGGUUACGCUGAGAGCGCCGAGUACCGCAAGUUGGGUAUUGGUGCUCUCAUGGGUGAUGUCGUUGACCGCAUGGUCAGUACUGCUGUUGAGGGCGGAUGGCGCAGUGAGAGUGCUGCCUCUGGCUCUGCUAACCCCGAGACUGGCAAGGCUAUCAAGUUCGCCAUGAGCGGAUGCCACGACACCACCCUCGCAGCCAUUUUGUCUAGUGUCGGCGGAUUCCAGGACGAGUCCUGGCCUCCUUUCACUUCGUCUAUUGCAGUUGAGCUUUUCUCGCAAGCUCCUCCCUCCGACGCCAACGCCGGAACUAUGCUUGAGGAGUUCUCCAACCCAUCUGUCUCCAAGAAGCGUGGUGUCCUCUCCUCGCUGCUCGGAAAGUCCGCACCGAAGCAACCCACCCCAUCCGACACAGCACGCGUACCUAUCUCGUCCCUUCCCGAUGCCUCUCGGGAAUCCCUUCGGAAGCACUAUGUUCGUCUCCGCUACAAUGACCGCCCUGUCACUAUCCCCGGCUGCGCCGCCAAGCCCGAGAACCACCUACCUGGCGAUGAGACGUUCUGUACCCUGGAUGCUUUCAAGUCGAUUGUUGACAAGUUCACCCCGAAGAACUGGCAAAGCGAGUGCACAGAGAACCUCGGCGCAGGCCUACAUGGCCCUGGUGAUCGUGAGCGAUCCCCCGCUGGCUUCUAG